AUGAGCAAGACCACAACUGUCACCAGGCACAUCAGCCCAGAGUUUGCAAUGACCAAAAAUACAAUUAUGCUGUGUUCACAUGAGCCUGCUUCAGCAGGGGAUACACAUCACAAAAGUAGUGAUCGAUUUCUAUGGGACCACAAAAGGAUAGGGAGAAGGCCAGUAAAAACUGACCAAGCAGGGCAGGAAUCCACCCCCACAGGAAGCCGCCCUCAGGAGCUCACAACGCUGCCUUCUCAUUGUUACAGCAUAGUGCCGGGGCUUGCAGAUGGCCACAUAGAAGUCAUAGGCCAUCCCUGUGAGAACGAAGACCUCAAUGCCCCAAAGAAAUGCAUGGUGAAGAACUGUGUCAUGCAGCCACUGAUGGAGAUGAACUUCUUAGUGUCCAGCAAAUCAGGGAUUAGCUUGAGGGUCACCAUGAAGUUUGAAUUCGCUGCAGGAGAUUUCCUGGAGUCCAUUCAUGAUGUAAGGAAACUUCAACAAAUGGAGGAGUCAAAGCAUUCUGCACUGAGGUUCCAAAACAAUCAGACUGCUGCAGUCACCUUCAUCCUCCUGGGCUUCUCUGAGUACCCCGAUCUCCAGGUGCCCCUGUUCCUGGUAUUCCUGGCCAUCUACACUAUCACCAUGUUGGGGAACCUAGGAAUGAUCCUCAUAAUCAGGAUCGACCCAAGACUCCAUACCCCCAUGUACUUCUUCCUCAGUCACUUGUCCUUUGUGGAUUUCUGUUACUCCAGUCUAGUGACCCCGAAGCUCUUAGAAAACCUGAUCGUGGCAGACAGAACCAUCUCCUUCACAGGAUGCAUCACACAGUUCUUUUUAGCUUGCAUAUUCGUAGUGACAGAAACAUUCGUGUUCACUGUGAUGGCUUAUGACCGAUUUGUGGCAGUUUUCCAGCCUCUCCUCUACACUGUUGUGAUGUCUCCGAAGCUGUGUUCCUUGUUAGUGGGUGCAUCCUACUCUUGGGGGCUAAUAUGCUCCCUGACACUUAUUAAUUUCUUACUGAAAUUGUGCUUCCGGGGAAAUAACAUCAUGAAUAACUUUGUGUGUGAGCAUGCUGCCAUUGCUGCCCUGUCCUGCUCUGACACCUACAUUAACCAGCAGCUCAUUUUCUUUACUGCGACAUUCAAUGAAAUCAGCAGCCUGGUGAUCAUUCUCACUUCCUAUGCUUUCAUUUUCAUCACAAUUGCAAAAUUGCCUUCGCCUGGGGGUCGCAGUAAAACCUUCUCCACCUGUGCCUCCCACCUGAUGGCAAUCAGCAUCUUCCAUGGGACCAUCCUGUUCCUCUACUGUGCUCCCACCCCCAGCACCUCAUGGCUCCUGGUCAGAGUGGCCUCUGUCUUCUACACAGUGCUCAUCCCCAUGGUGAACCUCAUGAUCUACAGCCUCAGAAACAAGGAGGUCAAAGAGACAAUCAGAAAAUUAGUCAGGUCCAAUUUACUAUGUCAAAUCUUACAAGGUCUGUAA
Messenger RNA from Cavia porcellus (domestic guinea pig), 1464 nucleotides. RefSeq names its product olfactory receptor 5D18-like. The transcript is spliced from 3 exons. Gene Ontology annotation, cellular component: membrane. NCBI's taxonomy places the organism in Eukaryota, Metazoa, Chordata, Mammalia, Rodentia, Caviidae. Gene Ontology annotation, molecular function: G protein-coupled receptor activity; olfactory receptor activity; odorant binding. Gene Ontology annotation, biological process: G protein-coupled receptor signaling pathway; sensory perception of smell. Bases 1 to 1464 code for a protein of 487 amino acids. The record is from RefSeq and is a predicted model, not a curated record.